CCACCGAGACGAGAAAGGCACUGCCGGAGCCGCAGGAGCUGGGCCAUGGAGCAGUACUUCUCAGCCACCCAGAAGAUGGAGCAGGAGGUCAUGUUUCCCAGCCUCCUCCGAGGGGUCUUCCCGGAGCCCCACGACGCUGCCCCCGCUGCCGACGACCAGAAGGACCUGUACGAGCGCUACCAGCUCCUCAAGUCCAUCAAGCCCGUGGUGGAGAGAGGCCUGGGGGCCGCCGCCGAGCACAGCCUGCCCAGCGCCAGCACGCACGAAGCCCCGGACGACGCAGCGGACGCCGAUCUGGAAGAGCGCCUCUCCCACCACCUCCACGGCUUGCAGCAGGUGCUCACCCACCUCACCAGAGACGCCAACGCCCUCACCCGGCGGUACAGCCAAAUCCUCGAGCAGAUCAACCUCAGCGAUGGGCAGCCCAGCUGGUGAACCUGACCCCGGCCUCCAAGUUCUGGAGAAAAUACGUGGCCAGAGAUGAAGACGUCCCAACCAAACGCUGUUCUUUAUUCCCACAAGGUGAUGCGUGGCCCACAAUUCAGCGGCAGCUUUUCUCCUGCACCAAGUCCCACCAAGGGAUGUCUUCAGCGACCAGCACAGAGUUUGGCCACCUGCCAGCCGUGCACUGCCUUUACCAUCGUGCUUGUCCUGCUGUUGAUGCUGCCACAAACCUUGCUGCUCCAUGUCACCUCAUUCCAGGUGUAUUUCUUUGCAGCAGGCAGAGCAGAAAUGAGUGUUUUGUGUUAUUGCUUCAUAGAAGGCAUUUGUAACGUCGAAACAAUGCUUUUUCUGUGUGCGCUAAUGCCCACUGGUCUCUUUGACACUGAUAAUGUAACUGCUUCUCAAGGCUGCUCUGAAACAAAAUGCAAAGCCUUGA
Messenger RNA from Dromaius novaehollandiae (emu), 880 nucleotides. RefSeq names its product mid1-interacting protein 1-B. The coding region runs from base 46 to 435 and encodes 129 amino acids. The record is from RefSeq and is a predicted model, not a curated record. The transcript has 2 exons. Gene Ontology annotation, cellular component: cytosol. NCBI's taxonomy places the organism in Eukaryota, Metazoa, Chordata, Aves, Casuariiformes, Dromaiidae. Gene Ontology annotation, biological process: regulation of lipid biosynthetic process.